Molecule: messenger RNA, 2847 nt
Organism: Auanema sp. JU1783
Lineage: Eukaryota; Metazoa; Nematoda; Chromadorea; Rhabditida; Rhabditidae
Source: the annotation of a GenBank genome assembly
AUGAAUUAUAUGCUUUCUGAAUUCCAUCUUUUUCUGCUUUCAGAUAAAUUCUAUUGCGAUAUACACGGACGUCAGAAGAAAGAUUUGAUAGGUGCAGCAGGACAAACUCCUCUUCAUCCCCAUACAGCUGUUCAAGCACCACUAACUAGCAUCAGACCCAAUCAAACUCAUGCAAAUGCUGGAUCUUUCUAUCAACCUGAUAACUUGUCACGACCUGCUCCGCAGUCAAUCAAUACCCAUCAUAUCACCGUUAAUGUGACAAAUCCAAAAACUCAAGGACCUAUAAGUCCAGCUCAACGUGGAAUUCCUACAAAUUCUGUUUUUACUGGUGAUCGAACAACAACAACAAAGUCGUCAUCUUCUUCAUCGGAACAUUUCCGUAAUAGCAGUCAGCCGUCUUCGUAUAAUUUGAAUACAACAAACAACGUUCCGAAUCUUCCUGUUCAGGCUCCACCACCUCUGCCACAAACUGAAUUACACGUCAAUGUUAACGAUAGGAAAACUAACCUUUUGUCUCCGUCUCGUUCGAAUGAAUCUAGAAUUCCUUUGUCGGUGCGUGAUGCCGUGUCACCUCGUUCUGUUAAAUCCCCUCGGCAAUGGCCCCCACCACACAAUCUUUCUACUAACCGUUAUUGGAUAAUUGAUCCAGUUGGAAAAGCUAAAGCAGAAAAAACGUCUGUCACUCUCCAAGAUCUCAUAAAGAAUGAAGAGCUGGAACUUCAUCUUGAUGAUCUGUUAGAAGAAAAGAGUUUGAAAACACUGUUUUCGCCCCUAACUGGAACAAAUGGAAAUGCUGUAGAGCCAAGAAUAGAAAAUGGGAUACACUGGACGGUUAUCUCUGGACCUGUCAAACAUAACUUCCGUUCUACUUCUAGUUGUGAAGCGAAUGAUAGAAACUGUGAAGACAAUCAGUUUUCAAACCCUGACGAAAAACGCUCUCAUAAUACUUUGAAAUGUAACGAAUCAGAAUGUUCAGAAACUCAGCACUCCAGCAACGUAGACAUUCCUCAAAUCCAGUUAACUAGAGCAGAUCUUGAAAGCUCGGUUAAUGAAAAUCAGAUCACGGAAAGUCAAACCUCUUUGAAAGUUAUAUCCAGACAAGAUAGCAGCACAUCACCUAUUCCUGUCAUAAAGUUUGAACGGAAUGCUUCUGGAAGAGGAAGAGUUCCUUUCAACUCAGAUUUUCAAAUGGAUUUUAGUAAAACUAUAAAAGUUGUAACUGAAGAUCAGCUAAGCACUAAUUAUGAUAAUCCAACAUUUGUUCUCAACUCAUCACCACAUCCAUAUGACUCAUCACGGAUCGGGGGAGCGGGUGAAAAGCGAGUCGAAUUCAAAUCUUCUGCAAAUUUCGUUAAUUCAGAGAAACGUUGGAGUGAGUCUAAUCACAUAGUUGAUGAAUCGGAUAUUCUGACUGACAAUUCCCGAAGAAGCGAUGAAAGCAUAGACGAUUCGAAUAUUGAAAGCAGAUUGACCGCAGCUCCUUAUGAUGGUGAUGUUUCAGAGUUCGGUAAAAGCGCAAACACAACUAUCGAAGAUGAACAAGAGGAAUGGAUGAGAGAAGAAGUUGAACAAGCCAAACAAGAACAAAUCGAAGAGAACGCUUCUUCAGCAGCGAUCUCAAUGCGAGUCAAUAAUAUACAGUCUGAGGAAGUUUCUGAACGCGGACACUCGUUGCGUGGUAUAGUAGAGGAUAGAUGUAUUGGUGAGGAUGAUCAACGUCAACGUGACCUGGCCAUAGUCGCGGCUCUACACGAUAGAAUUCACGAUAUUCGAGAAAUGGAAGACCAGGACCGUUUGCGGGCUAUUGAGUGUAUCGAGCGCCACCAACAAGACCUGGAGGAUCAGCAAGAUCAAUUAUCUCUUCUUUUGAACUCAGCCAUUCAAUAUCUGAGAACUUUCGACACUCCCGAAACCGUAGAAACGAGGGUUCUGAACGAGUUGAAGACUUCUUCCGAUUUUGACGGUGACAGUAAGCCUCUCAUAGAUUAUCCACCACUACCUCCGGCACGCAGCAAUAAAAGCCCACCUGCACCUCCCGAGCGUAGAUGUUUCAAGGUUCUUUCGCCAUCAUUUGAUAGUUCGAAUAUUGGUAUUGAAGAAAUCAUUACACGCAGCAAUUUCACUAAUACGGCCAAAGAGGUUGCAUCUGAUCGUUUGAUCACGCAAUUGUCUAACAAGCUGAAAGCAUAUGAUGAUACGGCAGUUUCUUCUUUCCAUAAUAAUGAGUUUCAAAACCAAAGUACGACAAAAUCAAUCUAUCCUUCUUCCAAAAUAGGCAAUGGAAACUUGUCUCAACAGCACACAGGAGGAAGAACAGCGUUUUGUGAAGCUUGUAAGCAACACAUUAGAGGUGCAUUUGUUUUGGCUUCUGGCUUGAGCUGGUGUCCAGAACAUUUCAUUUGUGCGAAUAAUAACUGUGGACGCCGCUUGUUGGAAUGUGGAUUUGUAGAAGAAGGAGGACACAAGUACUGUGAAUGCUGUUUUGAAGCAUAUAUUGCACCGAAAUGCUCUAAGUGCACAAAGCCAAUCAUAAGUGAUUGUUUAAACGCUCUGCAGAAAAAAUGGCAUCCAACCUGCUUCACAUGUACUCAUUGCCAGAAACCUUUUGGUAAUAAUGCAUUCUAUCUGGAAAAUGGUCAAGCGUUUUGUGAAGCAGAUUGGAACAUGUUGUUCACUACCAAAUGCGUGAACUGUAAGUUCGCUAUUGAAGCCGGAGACAGAUGGGUAGAGGCUUUAGGAAGUGCUUUCCAUUCUAACUGUUUCAACUGUUCGCGCUGCAUGAUAAACUUGGAAGGUGAGAGUUUCUUCGCGAAAAAUGGAGAGCCAUUCUGUAAGCUUCAUGCCUAA